Molecule: messenger RNA, 927 nt
Organism: Castor canadensis (American beaver)
Lineage: Eukaryota; Metazoa; Chordata; Mammalia; Rodentia; Castoridae
Product: olfactory receptor 5B2-like
Biological process (GO): G protein-coupled receptor signaling pathway
Cellular component (GO): membrane
Molecular function (GO): olfactory receptor activity; G protein-coupled receptor activity
Source: RefSeq, a predicted model, not a curated record
UUGAUGGUCAACAGGACAGAAGUGACACAGUUCAUCCUGAUGGGACUGACCAGUGACCCAGAUCUGCAGGUUCCCCUUUUUAUAGCCUUCCUCCUCAUCUACAUCACCACCAUGUUUGGGAACCUGGGGAUGAUCCUGCUGAUCGUCUUGGACUCUCGUCUCCACACUCCCAUGUACUUUUUCCUUGGUAACCUGUCUCUGGUGGAUUUUUGUUACUCUUCAUCUGUCACUCCCAAGGUCAUUGCUGGGCUCCUGAUGGGAGACAAGGUCAUGUCCUACAAUGGUUGUGCCACUCAGAUGUUCUUUUUUUCAACCUUUGCCAAUGUGGAAAAUUACCUCCUGGCCUCAAUGGCCUAUGACCGCUAUGCAGCAGUGUGCAAACCCCUGCAUUAUAUGACCACCAUGACAAUGAGAGCAUGUGCAUGUCUGGUCAUAGGCUGCUAUGUCUUUGGUCUCCUGGAUGGCUCCAUCUGCACUGGGAACACAUUUAAUCUCUCCUUCUGUAAAUCCAAUGUGAUACAUCAUUUUUUCUGUGAUAUUCCAGCAGUUAUGGUUCUCUCUUGCUCAGAUUCAAGUGUCAAUGAACUGGCUAUUAUUUGUAUAGCCAGCUUUAACAUAUUUUUUGCCCUCAUAGUAAUCAUAAUAUCCUACAUGUUCAUUUUUAGCACCAUCUUAAAGAUGAUCUCAGGUGCUGGACAUAAGAAAGCUAUGUCCACCUGUGCCUCCCACUUCACUGCAGUCUCCAUUUUCUAUGGGACUGUUAUCUUCAUGUAUAUGCAGCCCAGCUCCAGUCAUUCCAUGGACUCUGACAAAAUUGUGUCUGUGUUUUAUAUUAUGGUCAUCCCCAUGCUAAAUCCUAUUGUCUACAGCCUCAGGAAUAAGGAAGUCAAGAGUGCAUUCACAAAGAUUUUUCUGAAGUCAAAGUAA